Messenger RNA from Myzus persicae (green peach aphid), 777 nucleotides. RefSeq lists its product as uncharacterized. The transcript has 3 exons. Bases 66 to 527 code for a protein of 153 amino acids. The record is from RefSeq and is a predicted model, not a curated record. Lineage: Eukaryota; Metazoa; Arthropoda; Insecta; Hemiptera; Aphididae.
AUAUCGCGAAACCAAAGUGCGCGGUGCCUCCGUCAAAAGUCCCGGAACGUUCGUCCAGCGCAGACAUGAGACCCGACAGUAGACUCAAACUGAAAUCAGAAUGCUUCGCCAUCAACAGGUUGCAGCUGUUGGAAUACGAAUAUCACACUGCACUCGACGACCUUAAAAAAGAUCAAAUAUCCUUCAGUAUUCUCUCCGACGUCUGCCUGCCGGUGUCGCUACUGAUCCUCGUAGUAGUGUGGGGUUACCAAUUGAACGCCAUGACCAUAGACACCGAUAGUGGAGACAAUCACACGAUGUUACUCGUGUAUGGCAUCGGACUCAUUGUGGUCUCGGGCACGGCUUGCGUUUACAUAGCCAUACGAAUGGCAGUCAUGCGACCAGAAGUCGAGGUGACCACGUUUCUCCAGGCAGAGGUAAUGAGGCCUUUACAUUCUGAACAAAAACGAUCUCAGUGUUUCUACUAUCAGACUAUUCCCGAUAUACACAGGACUGGUAAAAAACCAACCAACAUUUUUAUUGUGUAAAGUAGGUAUAUAUCAUAUGAAUAUCUUGUUUGAUGUGUUCAUACUUAGUCAUUUUGUAUUUAUAUUAAUAUUAUUUUAAUAGAAACUAUUACAUAUUAUUUACUAAAAGUUAUUGUAAGUAAGCUCAAUUUUGUUAUCCGUCUAAUUAUUUUAUACUUGUAUAUUGUUUUAUUUUAUUUUAUUCCGAAAGUUCGUAGUCCUUGUAAACUGAUCAGUAUUAAUGCUGAACCUAUGUGUAUAUAAUAUGUGA